Armigeres subalbatus is the source of this 1802-nucleotide messenger RNA. It is a transcript of the gene Syx5, whose product is annotated as syntaxin-5. Lineage: Eukaryota; Metazoa; Arthropoda; Insecta; Diptera; Culicidae. The record is from RefSeq and is a predicted model, not a curated record. The coding region runs from base 250 to 1533 and encodes 427 amino acids. Gene Ontology annotation, cellular component: endomembrane system; Golgi membrane; SNARE complex. The transcript is spliced from 3 exons. Gene Ontology annotation, molecular function: SNARE binding; SNAP receptor activity. Gene Ontology annotation, biological process: intracellular protein transport; endoplasmic reticulum to Golgi vesicle-mediated transport; vesicle fusion.
UUUUAUAUUAUUAGUAAAAAACAGUAUUCCACGUCAUUUUCUAUAUGGAAACAAGUGAAAAUUUUAGCUUUUUUGUAAUUUUUCUUAGUUUUGGUACAUGUAAUUUUUUUUAAGUAAUCUGUGAUCAACGCUCGCUUUUACGAUACCUUUUGCAAAGCAUUGGAUUUGUUGAUAGUGUUUAAAUCCGAUUAACAAGACUUUGCGAAAGACCCCAGAGCUUCGAAUGUUUUGAUUGUAGGUGAUUAUGAGAUGCAAUCAAGAGCCAGGCGUCGUUUCGGUCCAGAAGAAGCGAACGAUUCGUUUUCAGUAGUUACCGUCGAAGGGGAUACAGAUUUACAACCGCAGUCGAGAGUAGAUUACGUGGAAAAGCCUAAAUAUCCGCCUGCAAGUGGCACCAUCAGCUGGUUACCAUCGAUUCCGCAAAAGUUUCUCUCCAGUGUUAUCAAUUCCGGGGGAUCGUUCGGCGGCGGGAACCAGCCGAGCAAAAAAUCUGACCACCCUCCACCGAUUGGGGUGGGAAAAGAGUCUCUAUUUUACGAAGAAGACGACGACGACAAGGAGAACGAACCAGAGUUCAUAAUGGCAGCACGGGAUCGUAGCACGGAAUUCGCCAACGCGAUUCGAUCGCUGCAGGGCAGAAACAUCCAACGGGCAGUCAAUGUACGAGACCCGCGGAAAGCCAAACAAUUGCAAAGCUAUUCCGAGUUUAUGAUGAUUGCCAAGCAUAUUGGAAAGAAUAUAGCCAGCACAUAUGCUAAACUGGAGAAACUAACACUUUUGGCGAAGCGGAAAACCCUUUUUGAUGAUCGACCCGCGGAGAUUCAGGAGCUAACGUACAUCAUCAAGGGCGACUUGAACUCGUUGAAUCAGCAAAUCGCACGGCUUCAGGAAGUCUCCAAGUCUCAAAGGAAGUCGACUACUGGGAAGCACCUGCUUUCACAUUCCUCAAACAUGGUGGUGGCAUUGCAGGCAAAACUGGCCAACAUGAGCUCCGAUUUUAAGCAAGUUCUAGAAGUUCGAACCGAAAAUCUCAAACAGCAGAAAAACCGACGCGAUCAGUUCAGUCAAGGGCCUAUUUCCAAUAGCUUGCCGCCAUCGGCCAUGCGGGGUUCUACACAAGGUAGUCUGCUACUGCAGGAAGAACAGGAUCAGAUUAGUAUCGAUAUGAACACGGCCGGUGGAUCAUCGUCAGAACGGGCUCCGCUGCUGCAACAGCAACAACAAAAGGCGAUGGUCCUGUACGACGAAUCCGACAGCUAUGUGCAGGAGCGGGCUGAAACCAUGCAGAACAUUGAAAGUACGAUCGUGGAACUUGGAGGUAUUUUUCAGCAGCUGGCCCACAUGGUCAAAGAACAAGAAGAAAUGGUCGAGCGAAUCGACACAAAUCUGCAGGAUGUAGAAAUGAAUGUUGAAGCGGCCCAUGGUGAAAUUCUGAAAUACUUCCAAUCGGUGACGAAGAACCGUUGGCUGAUGAUAAAGAUUUUUGGCAUUUUGAUAUUGUUUUUCAUAUUUUUUGUAAUCUUCCUGGCAUGAAAAAAAGACCAUGCGAAGAAGUUCAUUAAGUACGUGGCCUGAGUAGAGUAUAUAUAUAUUUGUAACCGUUUAUGUUUUAGUGCAUCGAAAUUUCCUUAAGGUUAAACCUAAUGGCGAAAAGCUUGUAAUACUAAACCUGACUUAGUUAUUUUCAAAUCGGAUCUUGUUCAACUUUUGUUAGCGGGAAUAUGCUUCAUUGUAAAUAUUAAAGCAAGCACUAUAUAUUUUCAGGAAUGUAAAAAAUAUAGCUGCCGGAAUAAACAUAACAA